Molecule: messenger RNA, 678 nt
Organism: Cryphonectria parasitica EP155
Lineage: Eukaryota; Fungi; Ascomycota; Sordariomycetes; Diaporthales; Cryphonectriaceae
Product: RraA-like protein
Exons: 1
Coding region: 1-678 (225 amino acids)
Source: RefSeq, a predicted model, not a curated record
AUGACUUCCACGCCCGACCCCAUCGUCGAGCAGCUCAAGAACUUCACGACCUGCGACGUCUCCAACGCCCUGAUCAAGCUCAAAUACCGCAACGGCGGCUUCCUCUCCGGCCUAACCCUGUGGUCCCCAGACCGACAGGCCGGCGACACCCGCAUCGUCGGCCCCGCCUACACUGUCCAGUACGCGCCGCUCUCAGACCCAGCCCCGAAACUCGCAGGCGCGCACUACAUCGACGGCGUCCCCGCCGGAGCAGUCGUCUUCGUGUCGUGCCCUGCGCGCACCCCAAAUGCCAUCUACGGCGGCCUGAUGACGGCGCGCGCUCGUGGCCGCGGGGCGGUGGGGAGCGUGAUUGAUGGGCGGUUUCGCGAUCUGCAGGAGCAGCGGGCGAUGGGGUAUCCUGUGUUUGGGCGGGACGUGGGCACUGCGCCGCCGCAGGAGCUGCUCAAGGUGGUGGGCGUGGGUGUUCCUGUCAGGUUGGCGACGGAUGAGCAGGAGAUGGAGGUGCGGCCCGGGGAUUAUCUCGUAGGCGACCUGAACGGCGUAGUGGUGCUUCCGAGGGAGCUGGCCGAGGAGGCGCUGCCGCUGAUGAAGGCGUCGGUCGAGGCGGAUGAUCAGAUGAUGGAGGCGAUUGUCAAGGGGAUGAGUUUUGAUGAGGCGAGCAAGAAGUUUAGGGGGUGA